AUGGUUCCUGUCCUGGCGGCCUUAUAUGGCAUGUUCUGGUAUUUUAGUCCAAAGAUCAUGAUGGCUCAGCUGAUGGAGCAUCUUCCGCUCGUCAUGCAUCCACUACGAAUGUAUGGGAUGGUUGAAACGAUCAGGGGAUACUUGAAGCAGGGAGAUUCGCUGCGCGACCCGUCCAAGUACGACUCCACCAUCUCAUACGGCGAGUAUUUCCAACUUUCUGUUCUCAGCCGGUAUUUCACGCGACAACGCUGGCGUCCGUUCCUGCCCCUCAAGUUUGGGACCCGAAUCUCCUUGCGACAACUUCUGGAGGUCCUGUUCCCUGCUCAAUUUCUCACUGCCUUGCAGGAGCUAGUUGAUUGGCAUCUUGCACAUGAGGAGACACUGACUUCAGAACAGCUGAUUGAGAUGAGAGAGCUCUUUGGACCGAAGGUUCAGCCUUUGCUCACUCUUGAGGCUAUUGAGGAGCUAUACUGGGAGGACUCUAACUGA
Molecule: messenger RNA, 489 nt
Organism: Aspergillus uvarum CBS 121591
Lineage: Eukaryota; Fungi; Ascomycota; Eurotiomycetes; Eurotiales; Aspergillaceae
Exons: 2
Coding region: 1-489 (162 amino acids)
Source: RefSeq, a predicted model, not a curated record